AUGGUCGCUAUACAGACGCAUUACUGCAACCUGGUUUUUGAUGUGGAGCGCCUGUCCCUUCACGUCGAUGCUGAUCGAAAGCUGGAUCGCGAAGAUAGCAGCAUUACUGGCAUCAUGCCAUCAUCAGCAGCCUUCGUGCUUUUCGAUUUUGUGAUUUACAAUCCCACUCACACAGAGACGGAAAGUAAUGUUGCCUUCCUUGAUCAGGCUGCGGCAUACUUCCGUCAACUUGACUAUGCCUUUGAGGGCGCACUACCAGGAAGCAUUAUCUCAAGCUUUGCAGGCAUUGCGGUUGCGGGAAAGGGGACCCAUGCUCACCAUCUCGAAGCCAGAGAUGCACCAAGGUAUCCAACCAAUAUGGGAUUUUGGCCCAGAUAUUGA
Messenger RNA from Penicillium robsamsonii, 381 nucleotides. RefSeq lists its product as uncharacterized. Lineage: Eukaryota; Fungi; Ascomycota; Eurotiomycetes; Eurotiales; Aspergillaceae. The transcript has 2 exons. The coding region runs from base 1 to 381 and encodes 126 amino acids. The record is from RefSeq and is a predicted model, not a curated record.